AUGGCGGUGGGUGGACUGCAAAUUCCCCCAGACCUUUCAUCCAGUUCAGAGGGAGAUGAAUCUGGAAUGGAUUUUUCUGACAUUCCAAAAAAUGAUGUUGACAGUUUCUUUGACGUGAUCAAGCAACGGAAAAGACCACGCAAAACUAUUUCACCUAUUCUAUCCACCGAUGUCGCAACAGUUCGGGUAAAGAAAUAUAAUGAAAACCAGCCUGGACUUCGUUGGGUUGUAUAUUUCCGGCCAAAAAACAAACCACUUAAGGUCAUGCAGAUUUGCAAAACUCUGCGUUUAAGAUAUACCAGCUUGAUUGAGGUGUGCAAGGUCAAUGCUAAUAAACUGAAAGCGACCUUUUCUGAUCUCACACACGCAAACGCGGUCGUUGAAGAUGAAAAUUUCACGAUCGAGUACCGGGUAUAUAUUCCGGCACGGGCAAUCGAGAUCGAGGGAGUAAUUACAGAACCCGAUCUCACUGAAAAAGAAAUAAUGGAAGGUUUUGGAUGUUUUAAAAACCCAAACCUUCCAAAUAUUAAAAUUCUAGAAUGCAGAAGAAUGUAUUCUAAAGAUAAUAUGAGAAACUAUUCGCCGAAUAACUCGUUUCGAGUCACUUUCGCCGGAAAAGUGCUCCCAGAUUUUCUCGAGCCAUACAAGCUUCGACUACCAGUCCGACUCUUUAUUCCAAAAGUCAUGACUUGUACAAAUUGUCUGCAGUUAGGGCAUACAAAAACCUACUGCAGUAAUAAGACCAAAUGUAACAAGUGUGGCGAAAUCUUAGAGAAUAACCACACCUGUAGCGAACAGGAAGCAAAAUGCUCCCUAUGUGGUGGCAACCCACAUGAAAUUGAAACGUGCCCAAAAUACAAGCUGCGCUCUUACGCACUUAAAAAAUCGUCAAAGCAACGCAGUAAGCAGUCUUUUGCACAGAUGCUUAAGACUGCUCUUCUGCAGGAAGAAAAUCGAUACUCAAGUUUGGAGAACGUAGAUUCAAACGAUGAUGAAGAGGAUUAUCAACCUGAAGCCGUGCGAAAACGGCCAAGCGCAUCUUCUCCUAAACUUCCUAGAAAGGAACAGAAGAAGACGCUUAAUGAUACCCCACGAGGUUCCGCUUCCAAGGAAAAUGCUAAAGCGUCACCACCUGGUUUUAAGUUUUAA
Wyeomyia smithii (pitcher-plant mosquito) is the source of this 1149-nucleotide messenger RNA. RefSeq lists its product as uncharacterized. Bases 1 to 1149 code for a protein of 382 amino acids. Lineage: Eukaryota; Metazoa; Arthropoda; Insecta; Diptera; Culicidae. The transcript has a single exon. The record is from RefSeq and is a predicted model, not a curated record.